AGUAUUGCAUGCUUAAUAAAUCAUCCCUUCGACGACGACAAGGCUAUGGCGUCAUGUUGAGAUCUCUAUCUCAAAUAAGAGGAUAUUUCAGAUGAAAGGUAGGUUUUCGUUAGAUAAACAGGUAAGUGGAAAUGUCAGGUAAAUGUACGCCUUCGUUAAAUAGAUAUAAAGUUAAUUACUCGAUGAUAUUUUAGAUGAGAGGAAGGUCUUCGUGAGCUAGACGUGAAAAGUAAUGUUCCGCUAAAUGGAGAUUUGACCAAUGUCAUACAUUAACAGAUAUUAUAUGACUUUUGCAUAAGAUAUGUCAAUUCACAAAUUGUAAGAAAAUGUCUGAGAAUGCACUGCUAACUAUAUUGACAGUGUAUAUUUUCUUAAAAACAAGUAAUUCCUAGUUUUGAUAUAAUACUGGUGUAUACAGGGUCCCAACUCUUCAAUAUAGGUCACAUAUAAUACUGGUGUGUACAGGGUUACAACACUUCAAUAUAGGUCACAUAUAAUACUGGUGUAUACAGGGUCCCAACUCUUCAAUAUAGGUAACAUAUAAUACUGGUGUAUACAGGGUCCCAACUCUUCAAUAUAGGUAACAUAUAAUACUGGUGUAUACAGGGUCCCAACUCUUCAAUAUAGGUCACAUAUAAUACUGGUGUAUACAGGGUCCCAACUCUUCAAUAUAGGUCACAUAUAAUACUGGUGUAUACAGGGUCCCAACUCUUCAAUAUAGGUCACAUAUAAUACUGGUGUAUACAGGGUCCCAACUCUUCAAUAUAGGUCACAUAUAAUACUGGUGUGUACAGGGUUACAACACUUCAAUAUAGGUCACAUAUAAUACUGGUGUAUACAGGGUCCCAACUCUUCAAUAUAGGUAACAUAUAAUACUGGUGUAUACAGGGUCCCAACUCUUCAAUAUAGGUAACAUAUAAUACUGGUGUAUACAGGGUCCCAACUCUUCAAUAUAGGUAACAUAUAAUACUGGUGUAUACAGGGUCCCAACUCUUCAAUAUAGGUAACAUAUAAUACUGGUGUAUACAGGGUCCCAACUCUUCAAUAUAGGUCACAUAUAAUACUGGUGUAUACAGGGUCCCAACUCUUCAAUAUAGGUAACAUAUAAUACUGGUGUAUACAGGGUCCCAACUCUUCAAUAUAGGUAACAUAUAAUACUGGUGUAUACAGGGUCCCAACUCUUCAAUAUAGGUCACAUAUAAUACUGGUGUAUACAGGGUCCCAACUCUUCAAUAUAGGUCACUUAUAAUACUGGUACAUGCAGGGUCCCAACUCUUCAAUAUAGGUCACUUAUAAUACUGGUGUAUAUUCAGGGUCCCAACUCUUCAAUUUAGGUUUAUUUAUUUUACAACAAUUCCGAAACAAGAUAUAUCAACUUAUAUCAAUCAUUCGUGGAUUGAACACCUCGUUUGAAAUCGGAUACUCUAACAUUGUAGGCCGUUAUGUUAAGAAGAAGAUGGAUGUUGUUGAUGGUUUUGGGAGCAGUAUGCCUUUUCGUCACCUACAGAAACAUUCAGUCCCGCUCUACGAAUGCAGAGUCGCUCAGCUACGAGAAAUAUGGACGAGGUACUAAGGAACAAUCUAUUGUUAUGGGAUUAUCACAUACAAUGUUGGAACAGAAACAGUUCAUUUCACCCUCCAGUACAGAACAGAUAGACAGUUAUCUUCAGAUGAAUGUAACAAACGCCAGCCGUUUUCUGUCACCACAACUGACAAAGGUAACAAUUUUACCACACAAGGUUCCUCUUCGAGUCGGGGAUAGUUUGAGGAUGAAUAUUCGCCUGUUCUAUACUGACGGUGAACCUAUGAAUACCGGCGGUGACUACCUCAGGAUAUGGUUAAGGGAGCCCGACCUAAAGGCAAAUGCAAAUGGCUACGUCACAGAUCAUGGGAAUGGGACGUAUACUGGAGUAGUACUGUUACCAUGGAAAGGUCAUCCACAGGUCAUAGUGACGAUAGCUAACUCACGGCAUCAUGUAGCACUUAUCAUGAAGUAUGUGAAUCAACACGGCUUGUUGCAAAUGAUGGCGUCACAAUUUAUAGACUCAAGUGGUGAGCAUAAAGAGGAAACACAAUGUAGCCCCAAACAUGACGCCAUUCUUGCAGAAUGUACGCUCGAGGAGAGAUGUAACCUGACUAUGCGUAAUUACGGGUUACCAUGGUUUUGCUGCAAACCAAGGUCUGCUUUUAUCAAUUGCGAUGACAUCAAAACUGUGAAAUCUAAUAAAACAACAAUGAUACAUGAUCUCACUAGACGGAUUUCAAGAGAACAAAAGCACAUAAGAAUAUCGGCGUUCCAGACUCGGGUAGAAGAAGAUGGGAACAACUUUACGAUCCUGUCUUCACCGCCACGUCCAUGUGGAGAGUGUACACCGAAAGUCACGUGGACUCAUAUACAACCAGUAGGAUAUUACUAUAACAACGUCUGGGUAAACCGAUUGUGUAAAUUUGAAACUAGUAACGUGACCUGUUUAAGAAACAAGAGAUUUGUACUGUUAGGGGAUUCCAACAGUCGAAGUAUAUAUUCUGAGUUGUGUUCUAUGUCUAAAUCCACAACACUUACGGCGCAUUAUACAAAGGAAAAGCCUUGGCAUAAACUGUUAAUGGCACGGAACACGGAAUUAAAUAUAGACCUAAUGUGGGCUCCUCAUAACCCGCCAUUUUAUGUAGGUCCGCACCAGCCUCUGGAAACAAUGCGAUCAGUUGGAAACUGGUUGGACAGGACACCUCAUGAUAAACCUCUAGUAGUCAUCAUACAUCUGUAUUAUCAUCUCACGAGGACGACAUUGUCUGUGUUUCGCGCCAUGGUCAAGGACGCGCGUGCUGGUGUUGAUCGUCUGCUCGCACGAGCUCCCGACUCCAAAGUGUUUAUACAGGGUCCCCAUUCAAUAACAUAUAAAGAUGUUUUGGAACCCAUUGACUACCUACGGCAGCGUCAUGAAGAAAUCUGGUUUCUGGAAUUCAUGGGAAUCCAUGAUAAAAUCUUCUAUAUUCCUAAUUGGGAUCGUACGGCAGGAAACGAAAAUGUCAACACACACCCUUUUACGAAAACAAUGGCAGACGUAACAGAGGAAAUUUUGUCUUUUAUAUGUCGGCAGAGGUCUUGAUGUAGUCCUUAAUGUUGCAUUAUCAUACCUAGGGAUUAGUUUUUAUUCCAGUAACAUUUGAUGAAUCAUUUAUUGUACAAGUAGUUAUUGAAAACAAUUUCUAUACACGCUUUUUGGAGAGAAGAGUCAAUUUUUAUUGUUUCAAAUUUUCUUAGGAUUAUUCUUACCAUCUGACCGAUGAGCUGGGAUUUUGCUGCACCUAAAUUUUAACAAAGACUAAAACCGGACCUAAUUUGCUACUGACCUAAAUUCAGAUGUUGGGGCAAGCAAAUGAUUUCAGUGCACGGACUUAUCAUGGCUCGCUGGGGUUACCAUUCCUGGCCAGGUAAGUUGCGAAGUCAUAUCAUAAUCCGGGAACAAGAUAUGACGGUACACCCAUAACAAAACAAGGUAUUAAACGAACUGAUUUUGAUUCUUAGCCUGAUCCUGCAUUUGAACAGGACCCUAAGAUACCCUAUGACAUUGAUCGUUCUGACUCAUUGUCCCCCAUUAUCCCCUUAAGUCCAGGUGUCUUAGACGAUCUGAUUCAGGCACUCACCCAACCUGUGAGUGACUUGGUGGUCUUUAUUAUCAUAAAAAUUCGACCUUCCCGGCUUAAGCCCCAAAUUGAGGAGGUUGUUUCUGAAGUUCUGGCGAACGAUGAUAAAAUUGAAUAAUGUAUUAAAUAAAAUCGGAAAUGAAAUAUAAGAUUACACACCAAGACUUCGAAAUCCAAGUCUUGCAUGGAAAAAUUGAUAGUAUUUUUUCAAGACAGUGUAAACCAAUAUACAAUCUUGGACGAGCACGAGCAAUAUUUCAGGAAAACCUGCCUAAAAUAUGUAAAUGCCCCCGUCCUCUGUGGCCAGGACAUCAGAAACUUCAACCCUUUAGAAGCAGGACUCUCAAAAAAAUUUGAAUCAUUACACUCAUAAUCAUCUAUGUAUGAAUGCUCUAUUGCAGGGUUUUGAAGUUGCAAUGAUAUACAAAACAGAUAUAUCACAAUUAUCAAGUUUUAUAUUGCAAUCAAAUAUGUUUCAUAUAAAGAUUCUGAUUCUUACUCUUGUAAAAACAUGUACAUUUUUUUUGCAUUGUCAAGUUAUAUGCAUAUCAUUAUGCUAUCUACUGAGUAACGUCCCCUGUUGGACUACAAUGAUAUAUCAGUACACAGUAUACCUGAUGUAAUAUUCAAUAUGCAAUACUCUAAUGGGUAUAUACUUCUUCCCUUUUCGUUAAGUAAUUUUAUCACUUUACUUGUUUUAUACCUACUCAAUGGAAUUGGCUUUUGGUAGCUUAGAUAAUUAUUGUUAUUAUUCUGUUUCAUUUGUGUGUUUGUGUUUGUUUCUUUGUUUGUUUCUGUUUUUUUUUUGUUAACUUAAUGAUAUAAUCAUUAAUACGAAAUAAAGAGUUGGUGUAACCGUACUUAAAAUAUAUAUGCCUAGUUGUUGAAAUUGGUUUUUGAUCCUCAUCAGUGUAUGACCAGUGUGUUAUGUAUAUGGACUGUAUGACCUGUAUCUGGUGGGGGAUAAAUCUAAUAUCGCCAAAUUCAUUCGGAACUCUUGGUUAAAACCGUC
This is a messenger RNA of Pecten maximus, 4657 nucleotides long. RefSeq names its product NXPE family member 3-like. NCBI's taxonomy places the organism in Eukaryota, Metazoa, Mollusca, Bivalvia, Pectinida, Pectinidae. The record is from RefSeq and is a predicted model, not a curated record. The transcript has 4 exons. The coding region runs from base 1443 to 3107 and encodes 554 amino acids.